AUGCGCGCGCUGCUCCUCCUGCUGGUCGUCGUCGCGCCUCCGGCCGGCGGAGCCUUCGAUGACCAAAGACGGUUGAGAACGUUCAUGAAAGGGGGCGAGGUCGCCGAGGGCGUCGAGGCGGCCUGGAUAAGCAACCUCACGGAGCUCUGCCCGCCGGCGUCGCGCGUCGACGCGCGCGGCGACGACCCGCGCGACCCGCGGCCGCGGCUCACCUGCGACUUCCGCGAGCGCAUGCCCGGCUGCCGCGAGGCCCAGGGCUGGCGCGCGAACCUGUCGGCCGCCGAGCUCCGCGACCCGGCGAUCCCGCUCGUCGCCGCGGAGAACGCGCACCUCGCGCCCAUGUCCAUGGCGCGCGAGGGCCUGCUGAGCCACGUCGUCGUCAACGGCACGCUGCUGAGCUACCUCAUGAUCCGCAAGUCCGGGAGCCGGCUCCUCGGCGACCUCAUGUCCGCGCUCGCCGCGCGCCAGAAAGAGCUCGGCCGGGACACGCACGACGUCGUGCGCGGCAUCCGGCGCGUCGUCGUCUUCACCUUCGUCGAGGAGCCCUUCUCGCGCCUCGUCUCGGGCUACCACGAGAUCGACGAGCGGAAGAACGCGCACUGCGGCCACGAGCGGGAGCGGGACUCGGGGCCGGGCUGGCACUGCCGCCAGCCCUACAAGCUCGAGAAGGAGGGCAGCCAGGCGCGCUUCGAGGCCUUCGUGCGCGACGUGCUCCCGCUCGCCUUCGACCCGGCGCGCCUCACCGACGCCGUUUCGUACCACGUCCACUCGCAGUCGCGCGCGGUGAGCGUGCGGCCCCACGUCGCCUUCGUCGGCCGCCUGGAGACGCUCCGCGCGUCGUUCCUCGCGCUGCUCGCCGUCGCGCUCGACGACCCGGAGGCGUACGUGCGCGACGCGCCCGCGCUGGGCAGCCUCCUUGUGCAGAAGCGCGCGCGGAGCGCCAAGGUGGCGAAGAAGGCCGGCCUCGUCCAAGGGGGCCGCGCGGACGCGGGCUGCCUCUCGAACGAGACGCGGCGGCUCGUCCUCGCGCGCCUCGGCCAGGACUACCGGUGCUUCGGCUACCCGUCGGCCUACGUCGAGGCGCCCGCGCCGCCGGACCCCGGCCACUGCGCGUCGCUCCGAUGGUAA
Molecule: messenger RNA, 1128 nt
Organism: Aureococcus anophagefferens
Lineage: Eukaryota; Pelagophyceae; Pelagomonadales; Pelagomonadaceae
Exons: 1
Coding region: 1-1128 (375 amino acids)
Cellular component (GO): membrane
Molecular function (GO): sulfotransferase activity
Source: RefSeq, a predicted model, not a curated record